Limulus polyphemus (Atlantic horseshoe crab) is the source of this 1901-nucleotide messenger RNA. RefSeq names its product UDP-glucose 4-epimerase-like. Gene Ontology annotation, molecular function: UDP-glucose 4-epimerase activity. The record is from RefSeq and is a predicted model, not a curated record. Bases 198 to 1166 code for a protein of 322 amino acids. NCBI's taxonomy places the organism in Eukaryota, Metazoa, Arthropoda, Merostomata, Xiphosura, Limulidae. Gene Ontology annotation, biological process: beta-D-galactose catabolic process via UDP-galactose, Leloir pathway. The transcript is spliced from 9 exons. Gene Ontology annotation, cellular component: cytosol.
GUAUACACCAGUACACUUUUCAUUCUAUGGUGUGUCAAGGUAGUCGCGAGAACGAGGCUGAACAUUUUGACGAGUAAACAAAUCAAAUUCUAUUUAUUCAUUUUAAUCCUAACUGAAGCCAUUACGUAUGUCAUCAAGUGGUUAAAUAUAGAGAUCCAUACACAAAUAUAAUUUAUCAAAUCACACUCCUUUCAAAGAUGUAUGGGACAACAAUUUUUGUGACAGGAGGAGCAGGAUAUGUUGGAUCUCACACAGUGUUGGUGUUAUUAAAUGCUGGUUAUGAAGUAGUCGUAGUGGACAAUCUUAUUAAUGCUGUACCUGGUAAAGAUGGUUUCUUGCCUGAAAGUUUAAGAAGGGUACAAGAGUUAACAGGAAAAUCUCUGACAUUCUAUAAAGUGGACUUGUUGGAUAAAGAAGGUCUGGAAAACAUCUUUUGUAAGCAUAAACUUGAAUAUGUCAUUCACUUUGCUGCUCUAAAGGCUGUUGGGGAGUCCUGCCAAAUUCCACUGGAUUACUACCAUAAUAAUAUUAAUGGGACAAUCAGUUUACUAGAGGUGAUGAAGAAGUUCAAUGUUAAGAAGAUUAUUUUCUCCAGCUCAGCUACAGUAUAUGGCGUUCCUCAGUAUCUUCCACUAGAUGAAAAACAUCCAGUAGGAACAAACUGUACCAAUCCGUAUGGUAGAACCAAGUAUUUUAUUGAAGAAGUUUUGAGAGACAUUUCUGUUGCUGAAAAGAGAUGGAACAUUAUUCUUCUGAGAUAUUUUAAUCCAGUUGGGGCACAUGAUUCUGGCCAAAUUGGUGAAGACCCACAAGGAAUUCCUAACAAUCUGAUGCCAUAUAUCUCUCAGGUUGCUGUUGGACGACGUCAUGAAGUACAAGUAUUUGGAAAAGAUUUCAGAACCCCUGAUGGUACAGGAAUGAGGGAUUAUAUACAUGUACUAGACCUAGCAGAAGGUCAUGUGGCUGCUUUGAAAAAACUUGAUGAAAUAAAAGGAUGUAUGGUUUCAGAAGUUAUUAAUAUAAUACUCUUUAAUUAUCUUCAUAUCGCAAUACACAAUCACAAUAUUAAAUGUAAGCAUAUUAAUAACUUCUCUAGUUUAACAAUUCACUUAUUAGCAAAAAUCUUCAAUUUAUCUUGUGUAAACUUUCUGCCAAUAAUCAGUUAACACAUUAUAAAUCUUUCUUACUAUUACUACGUUGAUUGAAGCUUGAGAGUCAGAAAAUUCUACUUACAACAUAGUUGGCGAGGUGUACCGUUGCAGAUUGAAUACUUUCAACAUCAUCUAAGAGCAACUGAUGGUGUUCAUGAGCACUUAGUAAGAACUCAUGGGGAGACUGAUUUUCUGCCUCAAAUAUGAGUUUUUAAACAAUUUUUCCUUUGUGUUCUUAUGAAUUCCCAACUAGUAUGCAGCACCACCCGCAAGUAGUUCUCACACCUUAUUGGUUAAUUCUUAUAAUACAUUGGACUGUUCCAAAACCAUAACCCUCAAGUGAUUGGUUACUGAUAUGGUGCCUUCUUACUUGUGUUAGUACACCAGCAUCAUGUAAGGAAUAUAUCAUCAAAGUACUGCUUUUGCGGGUUAACUUCAACUUUUUUGUAACCUCCACAGUACUAAUGAGUUGGCGUCAGUAAUUAAUCACCAUCAGUCACUGGUGCUGGUGCAUAUACUUUGUUGCUAGGCAAUAGCUUCAUUUUUUAUAACUCUUUUGUAACUUAUGAUUUUCAAUACCACUACUCUCUAGCAUUCUUGACUUAGAAUGUUUUUAACUCGCACUCUCAAAAGCCUCUAGCUGGCGAUCUAGUCUACUUAUACUUCAUUUAUUUAUCGACCUAGUUUCACAACAACAGUGUCAUUUCUUAUGCUUUUUUUUUUAUAUACACAUGUAUUGCAUUUUACAUU